AUUAUAAGAUUCCCGAGUUGGAAAGGGGAAAGGAGAGAGAGAGACGAGCCAUGGCGACUUCCACCGUCCCGAGGCUCCUCUCCCUCCUCCUCCUCCUGCUCUCGGCCCUUUCCCUUUCCGUGGGGUCGUCCUCCAUGGAGACGGUGGGGCAGAGGGAGUGCGAUUACUUCAUGCUGUGCCUCCAAUGGCCUGGCACCAUCUGCAAGAGUACCCACCAUUGCUGCUCCUCCAAUGGCUGCUGCCGAUCACAACCUCUGACACACUUUACAAUUCAUGGUCUCUGGCCAAAUUACGAUGAUGGAAGCUGGCCAGCGUGCUGCAGUCACUCUGAUUUUGAUAUAAAAAAGGUUUCAUCUUUAGUACCAGAACUUGAGAAGUAUUGGCCAUCCUUGUACUGCAGCUCUCCCUCUCUUUGCUUUGGUGGAAAAGGACUAUUUUGGGCACAUGAGUGGGAAAAGCAUGGGACAUGUUCUUUCCCAGUAAUACAGGAUGAAUAUGACUACUUCUCCACGGUCCUUGAUCUGUACUCCAAAUACAAUGUUACGAGAAUUUUGAGCAGUGCAGGUAUCUUAGCUAGUAAUGGUGACAGAUAUCCAUUGGGCGAUGUUAUUUCCACCAUUAAGAAUGCCUUUGGGGCAUCACCCAUAGUGGUUUGCAGACAUGGUUCUGUGGAGGAACUUAGGUUGUGCUUCUCCAAGGAUUUUAAGCCUCGUGAUUGCACGAUGGGAUCUGACAUCAUAGAUGAUGCAUCAUACUUGAGAAGCUCUUGUCCUAGAUAUGUCAGUUUACCUACAUAUGCACCGCUCGUGCUUGGUGAUGUCAGUGGAGCAACCUCUUGGUCAACUGAUCAUUAAGACGACGAGGCCUCUUAGGGAUAAUCAUGUUGCAAGAUCCUUGUACGAAAUUGAAGCCGAGUAAAAUAUCGUGAUAGCAGUGAAACAUUGUCAACCUAAGUAGUUAGCCAUCCUAAAAUUCCAUACGGCUGGUUAUCUUCAUCGUGUAAAUUGCAAACAUUUCAUUCAAAUAUGCGAAUGUAAUAUAUAUAUAUCCAUGCAUGGUCCUGAUACUAUGAGGUUAUUUUCCUUUCCAGUUAUAGCGGUUUUAGAGGUUGGUUGUGAUAACUGAUCAUCCAUCCGUACCAACUGGCUUGUUAACUAAGAUUUUUAUGAAUAAUUUGUCAGUUGUAUCGUUUUAAAA
Elaeis guineensis (African oil palm) is the source of this 1197-nucleotide messenger RNA. Its product is annotated as ribonuclease 2. Gene Ontology annotation, molecular function: ribonuclease T2 activity; RNA binding. Gene Ontology annotation, biological process: RNA catabolic process. The record is from RefSeq and is a predicted model, not a curated record. Gene Ontology annotation, cellular component: extracellular region. NCBI's taxonomy places the organism in Eukaryota, Viridiplantae, Streptophyta, Magnoliopsida, Arecales, Arecaceae.